AUAUAGGUACUGAGAUAAACAGUGUCUUGAGGAGGGAGGGAUAGAGAGAGAGAGGGGUAGUCCUGAGUCUGAGUGAGUGCCCUUUAAAUUCCAAGGUUGGCCCUGAGAGUUUCCAGCCCCUCCUCUCCCUUGUGUGUUCGUCUCCAUCUCCAUCCCCACUCCCGAGAUUUACUACUGCCGUGUAGUAUUGGCUCGAGAAACCAAGAUAAAUAGAGAGAGAAUGAGGCUAGGGAGAGUAUAGAAUAGGCUAGCAGCGGUUUGGCUGUGGAGAAGGUUGAUCAGUGAGUUCAUCAUCAUAUACUAGUCGUGCUAGAGUCCAGCAGCUACACAGCAGCCAAUAAAAAUCGGGAGGAGAGCAAGGGAAGAGAAAAAAAAUAAAAAUACCAUUCCCCUCGGCCGUAGCAGCAAUAGCAAUAGGAGCAAUAGUAGUGGUGGCGCGUGAGAGAGCGAGCCAAGUCCCCCUGGGCGAAACCCCCUGAAAACCUCUCCCAGAAACGCACCCAACCGACGUAACCGCCGACGCGAUGAGCGCGUGACGGCAGGGCAUGUCGGCGGAGGAGGCGAGCGCGUCGGCGUCGGCGUCGGCUGCGGCGGAGGCGGAGGCGUCCGGGUCGACGGCGCUGGUGCCGGCCGCCGCGGCGGAGGCGGGGGCGGUAAUGGGGGCGGAGGAGGCGGUGGCGCGGAAGCGGUACGAGGCGCUGAUGCAGGUGCGUGCCAAGGCGGUCAAGGGCAAGGGCGCCUGGUACUGGGGCCACCUGGAGCCCGUGCUCGUCCCGCCGCCGGGGUCCGGCGCGCCGCCCAAGGCCGCCAGGCUCCGCUGCGCGCUCUGCGCCUCCACCUUCUCCGCCUCCAACCCCUCCCGCACCGCCACCGAGCACCUCAAGCGCGGCGCCUGCCCCAAUUUCGCCUCCCCGCAUCCGCCGCCGCAGAUGCAGCAACAGCAGCAGCAGCAGCAGUUGGUUCCCGUGUCAUCAUCCGCGGCGGCGGCAUCGUCGAUCGUCCCCAUAUCAUCCAUCCCUCCGCCGCCCUCGUCCUCGCAGCGCCGGCACUCAACCGGCGGCGGCGGCGGCGCGCGCAAGAGGCACGCGCUGGCGGCCGCGUACGCCGCCGUGGACGCGUCUUCGCAGCAGCAGCAGCAUGUGGUGGUCAUGUCCGAACCAGCCGCCGCGUACUCUCAAUCGCCGCUGCCCGCGUUGCCGGCGCCCUCGCCGAGGCUGCAGGCGCUGUCCGGCGGCAGGGGCGACCUGAGCGCGCUGGCCCGGCUGGAGGACAGCGUGAAGCGGCUCAAGUCGCCCGUCAACUCGCCCGGCGCGAUGCUCCCGCGGCCGCAGGCCGAGGCCGCGCUCUCGCUGCUCGCCGACUGGUUCCUCGAGUCCUCCGGCAGCGCGUCGCUCUCCGCGGCAGAGCACCCAAAGCUCAAGAGCUUCCUGCGCCAGGUGGGCCUCCCGGAGAUGUCGCGGGCCGAGCUCGCGGGCCCCCGCCUCAACGCGCGCUUCGCCGAGGCCCGGGCCGACGCCGCGGCCCGCUUCCGCGAGGCCCGCUUCUUCCAGCUCGCCGCCGACGGGUGGCGAGAGCAGGUGAUCACGCUCUCCGUCAACCUCCCCAACGGCACCUCCGUCUUCCACCGCGCCGUGCCAAUGCCGAUGGCCUCGUCCGACUACGCCGAGGAGCUGCUGCUCGACGCCUCGGCGUCCGUCUCUGCUUCUGCAGACCUCCGGCAUUGCGCCGGCAUCGUCGCCGACCGAUUCGGCUCCAAGGCUCUGCGUCAUCUCGAGACCAAGCACCACUGGAUGGUCAACCUCUCUUGCCAGGUCCAUGGCCUGUCACGCCUAGUCAUGGACUUGGCGCGGGAGCUUCCCCUCUUCCACUCCGCCAUGGCCAAUUCUGCAAAGAUCGCCACCAACUUCAACACCAUACCCGCCUUGCGCGUGCUCCUGCACAAGCAUCAAGUCCAGGAGCACGGGCACGCUUUCCUCCUCCCCGUCGCCGCCGGUGCGCCGUACAAUAGCAGCGAACUCAACGCGGCGUUCGCGAUGCUCGAGAGCAUACUGACCUCGGCGCGGCCGCUCCAGCUUGCCGUGCUCGAGGAGUCCUUCAAGCUCGUCUGCAUCGACGACCCUGCCACCAGGGAGAUCGGUGACAUGGUGCAGAAUGUGGCCUUCUGGACCGAGGUGGAGGCGGCGCAUUCCCUCGUGAAGCUGAUCAUGGACAUGGUGAAGGAGAUGGAAACUGAGAGGCCGCUCGUCGGGCAAUGCCUGCCACUCUGGGAGGAUCUCCGCGGCAAGGUCAGAGGCUGGUGCCGCAAAUUCAACAUCGAAGAAGGCACGGCCAUGAAUGUGCUCGACAGGAGGUUCAGGAAGAACUACCACCCGGCAUGGUCGGCGGCAUUCAUACUGGACCCGUUAUAUCUGAUCAAGGAUGCCAGUGGAAGGUACCUUCCCCCGUUCAAUUACUUGACGCCGGAGCAAGAGAAGGAUGUGGACAGGCUUAUCACGAGGCUCGUUUCGCCGGAGGAGGCGCACCUCGCACUGAUGGAGCUAAUGAAAUGGCGAUCGGAGGGGCUGGACCCGUUGUACGCGCAGGCAGUGCAGGUCCGUCAGCCUGACCCCUCCACGGGGAAGAUGAAGAUUGCCAACAAGCAGAGCAGCCGGCUCGUCUGGGAGACGUGCCUGAGUGAAUUCAAGUCACUUGGCAAAGUGGCAGUCAGACUCAUCUUCCUCCAUGCAACUGCCAAGGGGUUCAAAUGCACGCCGUCGAUGGCGCGAUGGCUGACCGCUAGUGCUCCGGGGAGCUCGGUCGGUGGCACUGGCCGUGCACACCGGCUUGUGUUCAUCGCGGCCAAUUCAAAGCUGGAGAGGAGGGAUUUCUCCAACGACGAUGACAAGGACGUGGAGCUGCUCACAGAAGGAGAUGAUGACAUGCUAACUGAGACUGCCAAUGUGGAUCCCUCUUCGGUGUAGCAAUUCCUGCCUGCUUAAUUUGCUUCUUGUGCAUUUGCUGUUAGCAUUUGUAGACUUUGAUCCCUAGGAAUUGUUAGAUUCUUUUUUUCCUUGUUUUCUCUUCUGCCCCCCAUGUUGCUAGUUCUUGCUCCCUCCUCUUGUUUUGUUUGGGUGGGGAGUAGGGGCAUGAGAUGGAGAUAUGCAUCAACCUUAAUUUGCUUGUCAAGUGUGCUUAAUUAAUAAAUGACUCUCUGCUGUCA
Molecule: messenger RNA, 3199 nt
Organism: Brachypodium distachyon (stiff brome)
Lineage: Eukaryota; Viridiplantae; Streptophyta; Magnoliopsida; Poales; Poaceae
Exons: 1
Coding region: 546-2960 (804 amino acids)
Source: RefSeq, a predicted model, not a curated record